UUUCCGGUACGUCGUCGUUCUAACAGUCUUUAUCAGAAAUUCUGAAGCCAUCCUUGGGUUCGACACGGCUCAGGCAAUCCCUCCUGAAAGAUUUAAAUGUCUGCAAAGGCACAAUUACAGUUUUUUUAUCGCCAGAGUAUACAGGAGUCUUGGCAGCGCUGACCCAGUUGGAAUUCAGAACAUCAAAAACGCUCGUAUUGCUGGGUGGACUGACAUUGACGCUUACAUAUUUCCCUGUUUGAGGAGUAGAUGCUCUCCCCCAGAAAUUCAAGUUAAGGAUGCGCUCUAUCAUCUAAAGCACGAAGGUGUCGAAGUCGGCACCAUUUGGUUAGAUAUUGAAGUCUUCAUGUGGCCAGAUAAUGUCACGUAUAACAGAAACUUUAUUGACGCCAUGGGAAAUUUUUUAAAUGAAACGGGUAUCAAGUGGGGUAUCUACACCAACAAUUAUCAUUGGAGAAAAAUUGUUGGUAUUGAAUGGAACAAGUGGGCCAGCAAACCACUUUGGUGGCCCAGUUACAAUAAACACCAAGUAAGGAUUGUAAUUUCCUUGGAAAAGGCUUUAGAAGCCACAGAUGCUUUCCAGAAUUUCACUGGUUUUGUUCCUUUCGGAGGCUGGAAAAAGCCUUACAUGCAUCAGUAUGCCGGGCUGGUCAACGUCACGGAAUGUGGAGUUACCAUUGACUUUGAC
Molecule: messenger RNA, 688 nt
Organism: Strongylus vulgaris
Lineage: Eukaryota; Metazoa; Nematoda; Chromadorea; Rhabditida; Strongylidae
Source: the annotation of a GenBank genome assembly